AUGCCUCGGAAAAGCAAAAUCGCCGUACCAGACAUCAUCCACCGCCUGGACGAGAUAGUGGAACUGAGAGUACUCGAAGUCAUACAAGAUGGCGAGGGGAAACGUUCGAAUGUCUACUUGAUCGACUGUCGGCGGAGACAACCGAUACAGUCCACCACAGUCCCGGCCAACCAGUCAAGCAUAUGUGUCCUGAAAACUUUCCCAUCGAACGAGUUCCACGAGAGGCUCUUCCAGAGAGAGGUUGCAGCAUACACGGAGCUGCAGCGGUCAACUGCCGCAGCUGACCCAGAAGGCGCCUGGGCUGUCCUAUCAUCUUACGACGCACAGCCGUCUUCGUGGCCUUUCUGCUUCGGACAGCUGCAAUUGUCGGACAUCGUAGAACCCUUACAGGCUGAUGGAAGGUGGAUCCGUCCGAGCCGCUAUUGUUACGGUGCUACGGGUCGUUGUAGUGGGUACCGUGACAGCUAUGCUUCGGCGCCGUCUGGAGCAAAGCAGCGCCGGGGUCUCCUACUAGAAUAUAUGCCGAAUUUCACGCCUCUCACGGUAGACAGGCUCAACGACGAGCUAGCCAAGGAGCUCCGACGCAUCAUAAGCGAGCUGCAUGCGCACAACAUGGUGCACGGGGACUUUGUCGACCAUGCUUCGUGGCCACGCGUUGGCUUUGGAAAUAUCUUUCUUCGUAAACGGAAAGGCUCAGGGGCGGAAGAGGUGUUUGUGAUGGAUUUCAACCGGUCCCGGAUCGUUGGGACUCAUCCGAGAGACCAGGCUAUGGCGCAGGAAGAAGAAGACCAAAUGCAUGACCUACUUGGGCGUGCACUCGAGCAAAAGAUGGCUGUUGACGAAAUUCCGAAAGAGGUGAGGGAGCUCCUAGGGUAG
Messenger RNA from Diaporthe citri, 876 nucleotides. RefSeq lists its product as uncharacterized. The coding region runs from base 1 to 876 and encodes 291 amino acids. NCBI's taxonomy places the organism in Eukaryota, Fungi, Ascomycota, Sordariomycetes, Diaporthales, Diaporthaceae. The record is from RefSeq and is a predicted model, not a curated record. The transcript is spliced from 3 exons.